Molecule: messenger RNA, 948 nt
Organism: Salvia splendens (bonfire salvia)
Lineage: Eukaryota; Viridiplantae; Streptophyta; Magnoliopsida; Lamiales; Lamiaceae
Product: purple acid phosphatase 7
Exons: 7
Coding region: 4-948 (314 amino acids)
Molecular function (GO): acid phosphatase activity
Source: RefSeq, a predicted model, not a curated record
UUGAUGCCUUGCUUCUCUCUGAGACUUCCAAACAAUGCAGUGGAACUUUCCAGAAUCAAGCAUCGUAGCAAGAGAUACGACGAUUCAAUUUCGUUUUUGGCGGUCGGAGAUUGGGGAAGAAAUGGGAACUUUAACCAAUCUAUAGUUGCUACUCAGAUGGGAUAUGUUGGGAAGAAACUGGGAAUUGAUUUUGUGGUGUCAACCGGUGAUAACUUCUACGACGAUGGAUUGAAGGGUGAAGACGAUCGAGCUUUUAAAACAUCGUUUUCGAACAUCUACACUGCUAAAAGCCUUAGAAAGCCAUGGUUCUCAGUGUUGGGGAACCACGAUUAUCAGGGGAACGUCGAGGCUCAGUUGAGUCCAGCACUUAAGAAGCGUGACAAAAGAUGGAAUUGUAAGAGAAACUUCAUACUUGAAGCAGGAUCCGCGGAUAUCUUCUUUGUUGACACGACUCCGUUCGUACAGAAGUACUUCGACAAUCCUAAGAAGCAAGUGUUUGAUUGGAGAAAUGUGUUGCCAAGAGACAGAUAUAUGUCUUCCACCUUAAAAAAUAUGAAUGUGUCACUGGAGCAUUCCAAGGCACCUUGGAAAAUUGUGGUUGGACACCACACAAUAAGAAGCAUUGGUUAUCAUGGUGACACUCAAGAAAUGAUAGAUCACUUUCUACCAAUUCUUGAGGCUCACAAGGUGGAUAUGUACAUCAAUGGGCAUGACCACUGCUUGCAGCACCUCAGCAACGAGCGCGGGUCGAUGCAGUUCCUAACAAGUGGGGGUGGUUCGAAGGCAUGGAAGAACAAAAUCCAUUAUGGAUUGCACAAUGACAGCAGCAUGCACUUCUAUCAUGAUGGCCAAGGCUUCUUGUCUGUGGAGAUUGCUCGUGAUAAGGCUAAGUUAGAAUUUUACGACGUUUCUGGGAGAACUAUUCAUCGUUUUAAACUCGAAAAGUAA